AUGGAUGAGGAAGAAGUUAAAUUCCACCGCGAUCACUGCCUUGACUAUAUCCGACAAGUUCUCAUGUGCCAUGCAGACCCCACUUUUGAGCCCAUGAGUGACGUGGGAAUCAAUGGCAUGGGAGCUGUUCAUCAGUGCCGUGAUUUCGAUAAGAUAUUUUCCUGGGCGUAUGAGCAUCGGUCAAAUAAAGUGCGCGGGUCUGGAUAUACCGGUGGUAGACUCACGCACACACCUGGCGACCUGAAUAAUUUCGAUGAGGGGCCACAUGCUGGACAUGGCCAUUGA
Molecule: messenger RNA, 285 nt
Organism: Penicillium digitatum Pd1
Lineage: Eukaryota; Fungi; Ascomycota; Eurotiomycetes; Eurotiales; Aspergillaceae
Product: oxidase ustYa family protein
Biological process (GO): mycotoxin biosynthetic process
Source: RefSeq, a predicted model, not a curated record